AUGGGCUCAAAUACAUCAACAACUAUUAUUGAACAACAACAAGCAGGUGAGGAAGAAAGAUCUUUGACCAAGUCAAGAUCUAUGAGGCAGCCCUCCCUUAAGAGAUCAUCAAGUAAUACAGCUUCCGAUGAUGAGAAGAGUCCAAUAGAAGAAAUUUUGAUGGAAAACCAACCAUCAAUUAUUGGAUUUGUUGGAAAUUUGAUGGGAAUUAAGCAAUCACAUCAUCAUAAAGCCAUUCGAGUUGUGGAUAUGGAACAAGCACACAAAAUUUCUGAAUCUUCGAUAUUAUCAUCACCCUUAAAGAGUGGUAAUACAAAUGGUGGUGAAGAAGCUUUCCAACCAAUCUAUUCAUCAAAAACUGCCUUUACAAGACCUAGAGCCAAAUCAUUUGGUCCUUCAUUGAAGAAUAGUCUCUCAUCAAAUAAUUCAGUGAAUUCUUCAAUUUCCAAUAGUAUCCUUACCAGAAAUCAGGUGCAUCUCAAUUCUUCAUACGACGGCUGGAAUAGAGAUGCUAUCUGUUGGGAGGAAUUUAAGAGAAAAAGUAUAGAACGUGAAAAUAAGAGAAAGAAGGUUAAGGAUGUAUCAGCAUCAUGGUCACCUUCACCUUCCAGUCAAUCACCAAAUGGAAAACAACCACAAGCAACAAAUAACGUGUCAAUAAGUGUGAGCUUAUCAACUCAAUCUUCACCACGAGGCAAAGGUAACAACAGAAGAUAUGGAAUUAUACUUGCACCAAUCACAAACCGUGUUGGUAUGGAAGUUGAACGAACAGGAAUAGGAAACUUUUUGAAGAACCUUGAACAACCCUCACUGUUAUCCCAAUCAAUCAAAUAG
Messenger RNA from Naegleria gruberi, 834 nucleotides. RefSeq lists its product as uncharacterized. The transcript has a single exon. The coding region runs from base 1 to 834 and encodes 277 amino acids. The record is from RefSeq and is a predicted model, not a curated record. NCBI's taxonomy places the organism in Eukaryota, Heterolobosea, Eutetramitea, Acrasida, Naegleriidae.